This is a messenger RNA of Salmo salar (Atlantic salmon), 2036 nucleotides long. RefSeq lists its product as uncharacterized. The record is from RefSeq and is a predicted model, not a curated record. Gene Ontology annotation, molecular function: protein binding. Gene Ontology annotation, biological process: signal transduction. NCBI's taxonomy places the organism in Eukaryota, Metazoa, Chordata, Actinopteri, Salmoniformes, Salmonidae.
AGAGUAAACAGAGGUCAGCCUUCCAGCCCUGGUAAUGUACAUAUACUGCUCCAUUUCCACACCACUUUGUAUUCCUUUUGCAGUAAGAACCUCAGUAUCUGCUUCAAUGAAAAGGUCCAGUUCCUGACCAGACUUUCUGCAUUCAUUCAGUAAUGCUACAUGGUUGUUUGGCAAGACAAGUAUUAAACAGAGAGACUGGGGUCCAGCCCAGGAUACACGGAGAAGUCACCAGAUAUUCACUAUGGAGAGAAUGUCCUUGAAGGAGAGGAUGGGGGCACAGCUGAUGAAGGAGCUGAACCUGAACCCUAAAACACCAAAAACCACAAAGAAAGCAGUCAAGGGAUUCACUGACUUUAUACACAACAUGGAGACAGAGGAGACCAACAGUUACAAUAACGAAGAAAUGUUGCUGGAGCUAGAGAAGGAGUACAUUGAAGCAGCAAAGAUAAAUGAUGUACAGACCAUGAAGAUUCUGGGAAGGGCAGUCAAGGUUGACGCAAAGAAUUUGCAUGAUCGCACUGCCCUGCACUAUGCAGUUGCUGGAAAAAACAUAGAAGCCGUCCAAGUCCUUCUCCAGCGCAGAGCAAAUAUCAAUCAAGAGGACAAGCAUGGAGUGACAGCCACCCACCUGGCUGCCUGGUUUGGAAGUCUGCCCAUCCUGAAGUUGCUUGUGCAGGGUGGUGCUGAUCAGAAGGUUGAGAAUGCGCUGGGAAUGAACAUCAUGCACUGUGCUGCCAUCAACAACCACACUGACAUAAUGACAUUCAUCAUCUACGACCUGAUGAUGAAAGAGCUGGACAAAGAGGACCUGUCUGGACACAGAGCGUUUGCUUUGGCAGCAGAGCAUGGCUCUGUGGAGAUGCUGCAGAUGCUGAUGGAGGAGGCGUACAAUAUGGCCACCAUGGAGGAAGACCAGAAUGGGAACACACCUCUGCAUUUGGCUGCCGGCAAUGGCCACUUGGAUGUCGUCCAGCUACUACUGAAGAGCUUUGAAACUCGCAAUGAAGUCAAUACGGCUCGGGAGACGGCUCUAUACCUGGCUGCUGGCGCUGCCCAUGAGGACUGCGUCCAGGCUCUGUUGGAGGCAGGCUGUGACCCAAACAUUGUCACCAUGGACCAAAGCAGUGCUCUACACCCUGUCUCAGAGAAGGGCCACACAUUGUUGGUGAGACUUCUCAUAGAGAACUCGGCCCAGGUGGACUUACAAAACCAGCACCUCCAGGCUCCUCUCUACCUGGCAGUGAAGAACUGUCACAUCCCUGUCAUCCACACACUGCUCGAGGCUGGCUGCAACAUCAACGUCACUGAUCACAGGUCCCAGACUGUCCUGCAUGUAGCUGCAGAGCUGGCCAGAGUGGACAUUGUUGAGAUGCUUCUGAAAGCUGGGAUGGACCUUGUCCUCCAAGACAAGCAGGGUAAGACAGCACUGGGUGUGGCAGCCCGAGCAGACGAGGUCAUCAUCGUGGACAUGAUCAUCAAGGCAGAGAGAUAUUUCACAUGGAGGAGGGCCAACACUGAGCUUAAUGAGAACCUUCACAGCCAGACUCCGCUGACGUUUAAAUUAGACCACCGUACGGAGAGCAAACAGACCCGCGGCACCGCCUGGCACCUGGCCUACCGCCUGCUGAAGCCAGGCGACUGGAAGAGGCUGGCGUUCCACUGGCAUUUUACUGAGCAGCAGGUGGCUGCCAUCGAGGAGCAGUGGACAGGGCAGCAGAGCUACCAGGAACAUGGGAACAGGAUGCUGUUGAUCUGGCUUCAUGGGGUAGAGCUGGCCCAAAGGAGUCCUGCUAAAGAGCUGUAUCAGGGCCUGCUUGCCAUAGGCAACAAGACCAUAGCAGAUAAAAUACGAAUGGACACAGAGGAAAGAGACAUGAAGAAAUGCAUCCUUUCAUAAAGGUGGAAAAAAAUGACAUGGACAUAUGUGCAUGCUCAACCAACAAGCAUUUUUUCCCAAAGCAUGCAUGCAUAUAUAUAUGAAUUGGAAGAAAAUGUGCUCAUAGAAUAAUAUAUAUAUAUAUAUACACACAUGUAUG